This is a messenger RNA of Arabidopsis lyrata subsp. lyrata, 1621 nucleotides long. Its product is annotated as snurportin-1. The transcript is spliced from 7 exons. Gene Ontology annotation, biological process: snRNA import into nucleus. NCBI's taxonomy places the organism in Eukaryota, Viridiplantae, Streptophyta, Magnoliopsida, Brassicales, Brassicaceae. The record is from RefSeq and is a predicted model, not a curated record. Gene Ontology annotation, cellular component: nucleus; cytoplasm. Bases 150 to 1400 code for a protein of 416 amino acids.
CAAACCCAAACCGAUCCGGUUCAGUUUUGCCCACCCCUGGUUUUAGGUCGAACCAGUCCAUAUGACACAAGAGAGCCUGGACUAAGCAAUAAAGGUCGGACCAAUAGAAAGUGGUUGCUCGAACUCACCACAACCUCUUUCUUCCCAAAAUGGCGCCUCAUGAAAUUCGCCGUCCUUUCAAACGUCGACCAAUCUCCGAUCAGCAGAAACGCCGAGAGCUUUCCCUUCUCCGUCAGACUCAGCAUCGCAGUGACGCUCAGCAGCGAGCCCGAAACCUCGCCUCUUCCGUAAUCUCGCUCCAAUCCUCCUCGCCCGAUGUCGACCCGGAGAUAUUAUCUGAAGCCGAGCUCAACGAAGGAACCGAAUUGGAAUCGAGUAGCUUUGACGUUCGUCAAGCUUCGAGGCUCAGAGGACCUGAGGCACGCAAGUGGUUCGCAAAGCAGCUAAUGUUACCUGAAUGGAUGAUCGACGUCCCUGAUAAUUUAAGCCAAGAUUGGUAUGUGUUAGCAAGACCAGCUGGAAAAAGAUGUUUUGUAGUUUCAUCUGAUGGAACAACUGUUAGUAGAGUACGCAAUGGAUCUAUCUUGCAUCAUUUCCCUUCUGCAUUGCCUGGUGGUGCCAGGAAAAAAGGCGCUUCUGGACCCGCAAAUUCGUAUUCUAUACUAGACUGUAUCUUUCACGAGUCGGAUCAAACAUACUAUGUGAUUGAUAUGGUUUGUUGGAGGGGUUACUCGCUUUAUGAAUGUACAGCAGAGUUCAGGUUCUUUUGGAUGCAAUCGAAACUUGCUGAGACUGGUGCUUGUGAUCCGCCUUCCUUUUACCACAAGUUCAGGUUCAGUGCUGUUCCUUUUUAUAACUGCGACCAAAGCGGACUUCACUCAGCUUAUACAGGAUCAUUACCUUAUGUCAAGGAUGGAUUGUUGUUUUAUAACAAACAUGCACAUUAUCAUACUGGAAAUACGCCUCUGGUGUUGAUAUGGAAGGAUGAGAGUUGUAGUCAGUAUGUCAUCGAUACAGAUAACAAUGGAGAAGUUCCACAUCAACAACAUAUAGUCUUGGAGUUGCAAGAAGAAGGAAAACUUGUAACAUCAGAUGAUCCACCUGUACCAUUCAGUUGCUUAAACGCAGAUUUUGUCAAACAGUCAGGACUGUCUUCAGGAAGUCUUAUUCGCUUUGCCAUUGGCAAUGGAGGGCUGAAGUGUGUGGAUGGUAGAUUUGAGAAGGCGGAUUUGCAAUAUAUUAGUGUGUCAAAUCGAGCCCGAGCCUUUGCUGAUAGCUAUUCCAAGAUCAUGUUUCAAUAUAUGGCCCGACAUUCUCCUCUGAAAGUAGAAGAUCUUGCAUCUACGAUUUCACAUGAGAACCAACAAGACAAGCCCCCUGAAGUGGAGAUGUCCGAUUGACGAGAAGAGAGUCAAAGUAUAUUGUUUGGUCACUGUGUUGUGUUCGUGCAAACAGAGGGAAGCAAAUUUUUAAACUUGUAGCCACCUUUUUUUGGCUUCUCACACAAUUGUUAUGAUGUAAGAUAGUUUGUUUUAUGAAAAUGAGAAGAAAAAAAAAUCAUUACUUAAAUUGUGUGCAGAGUAAAUCCCUGCAAUUGAAGAAAUCAAUAAAUAUUGUUCAA